This is a messenger RNA of Temnothorax curvispinosus, 2004 nucleotides long. RefSeq lists its product as uncharacterized. The transcript is spliced from 2 exons. The record is from RefSeq and is a predicted model, not a curated record. Bases 56 to 472 code for a protein of 138 amino acids. Lineage: Eukaryota; Metazoa; Arthropoda; Insecta; Hymenoptera; Formicidae.
UUAUUUACGUAAACAAAAUAAGAUUUUGAGAAAUACGAAUCAAAAAUUAAAAAAUAUGAUUAAUAAUAAUAAGUAUAGGCAAAUGUUAAAGGAGAUGCUAACUAAUGAUCAAAUUCGGACUCUAUUUACCAAAAAGCGUAUCAAAAAUUGGUCAAAUGAGACCAUUCAACGUGCUCUCAAAUUACAGUUUACUUGUGGAACCACCGGUUAUGAAGAGCUUAUCCUACAAGGAAUGCCAUUACCAUCUUUGCGUACAUUACGACGAAAGUUAGAAAACUUAAAAUUUGAAAGUGGCAUCUCAAAUGAAAUGUUUGACUUUUUAAAAUUGAAAGCGUCUCGUUUACAAGAUAAUGACAAAGAAUGCGGAUUAGUUAUGGAUGAAAUGAGCAUAACACCGAAAAAUAUUUACGACUCAUCAACAAAAACAAUGCUUGGAAACAUAACAUAUCCAAAUGAGAAAGAUCAUAAAUAAAGCUGAGAAUAUUGGUUUACAUAUUAAUUAUGUAACCUGCGACAUGGGUCCUGGAAAUCAGAGACUAUGGAAAGCUUGUGGAAUAAACGUAGGGCGAUAUUCUAAUCUAAGAAAUUAUAUACCACAUCCAUCUGAUUCUAGUAGAUUUUUAUAUUUUAUUGCGGAUAUUGCACAUCUGUUGAAAAAUUUAAAACAAGCAUUAAUUAACAACAAAUUUUUUAUCUUGCCCCAAGAAUUUGUAAUAAAAUAUAACUUGCCAUCGAACAGGGUUGAAAUUGCACAUUUUAAUGAUUUACUUGAAUGUCAAAAAGAUUCAGAAUUACUUUUAACGCCAAGAUUACGUAUAGAUGAUAUUGAAAGUACUAAUACUUUUAGUAAAAUGCGGGUGAAUAAAGCAAAAAACGUGUUUUCAACAGAUGUCAGUAGUUCAUUUGAAUUUCUGGCAGAUGAAAAUUCUAAGCCAGAAUUUCUUGCUACUGCUUGGUUUGUCAAAACUAUCUCUAGAUGGUUCUCGUUAAUGACUUCAAGAAAUUGUAAUAAAGCAUUAGGUUUAAAAAAUGAAGAAAUAUACAAUGAUAACAUUAAAUUUUUAUACGAAGUUAUUGAUCUCUUUAAUAACAUAAAAAUCGGUCAGAAAGAAACAUUUAAACCUGUUCAAAGAGGAAUUAUAUUAUCCACGACAUCAAUCAUUAAUCUUGUAGAAUAUCUUUUAAAAGAUCGUAAUUUUAAAUUUGUGUUAACUGGACGUCUGACACAGGAUUGUAUGGAAAACCUAUUUUCAGUUAUACGUCAAAAAAAUGUAAUUCCAAAUUGUUUACAGUUUAAAAACAAUUUGAAACUAAUUGCUAUAUCAAUGUAUAUGAGACCAAUAGUAGCAGGAAAUUAUGAUUAUGAUGAAAAUGAAGACGAAUAUAUUUCUGACUUUUUAGAAUACUUAUCAAAAAGUGGUAAAAAGGAUAAUGUAUCAGCUGAUAUUUCCUUUACUUCUAAUGCUUCAGCUACAAUUACAAAUGACAUUCCCCCUUUUAAUAACAAUACAGUAAUAGAAUUAAAUAGUAAAGAAAAGAACAGUUUAUAUAGCAUAGCAGGAUACUGUUUAAAGUCCGUUGAGAAAACAUGUACUACAUGUUGUAAUUGCAUACAAUCUGUUGGGUCAAAAAAAUCAUUAAAAUUAGAAUUUUCUAGAUUUGUGACACUUAAAUGUUAUAAGAAAAAUACGUUAUACUUCAUUAAUAAACCAACAUUUGAGGUAUUCUUAAAAUUAGAAAAUAUAUACAGACAUUAUAGUCCCUAUUUUAACAUCAUGCAGAGAGUAAAUUUAAAUGAAUUUUUACUUGAUAAAUUUAAUUCUGUUCCAGCAGAUCAUAUUCUUAAUAAUUGUCAUAAUUUGCGUCAAAAAUUAUUUAAAAAAUUUGCUACCUUAAGACUAAAAUUUAAAAACAAACGAAAUGUAUUAGCUAAGCGUAAAUAUUAUGAUAGCAAAUCGAUGAUGAUGCAUCAUUCUUUAAAAUAAAAUAAUGUAAUACUUUUUA